UUCAACGUAUCUUCUAGCUUUAACUUGUAGCGAUAAACAAAUAAUUUUGUCCCUUCUUAAAUUAAUCUUAACACUGAAUUAUACGGGAAGACGAAUGAAAUGGCUUAUCGUCCUAAUGAUUAUGAAUGUGGCUAUGAUGAAUCGAGAUUUAAGAAUGCUGUUGAUGAAAAUUUUCGCUGUGCAAUUUGUCUUAAUGUCAUGAAAGAUGCCAGAAUGUGCCAUAAUCAACACAGUUUUUGUCGUAAAUGUAUUGAAGAACAUCUACGAGUUAAUGCACAAAGAUGUCCUCAAUGUCAAGAUAAUUUGACAGUAGCUGCGCUUCUUCCAUCGCGUGUUAUAAAUAACUUGAUUUCUAAGUUUAAAGUCAGCUGCGACUACGCUAUUCGUGGUUGCAAAGAAUGUAUAAAUGUUGAAGAUCUUGAACGACAUGUUGAAAAUUGUGGUUUUGCUCCAGUGUUGUGUUCUAAUGAACGUUGUGACAAGGAGAUAAACAAACGAGACAAGAUUAAACAUGAAACUGAAUUAUGUAAAUACAGAAAGAUUCCUUCUCACGAUUUUGCGGAGAUAAAAGAAAUGUUUCAACAAAGUUCUAAGGAUCAAGUAAAAAUGUCAAUUGAUAAAUUAAAUGUAAAAAUGGAACAAGUCAAAGCUGAAAUAGAUAAAAAACUUGUUGAUGUAUGUGGUCUGUCUACGAAAAUACACAAAGAAAUGAUGGAAUCGAAAGGAGAAAUAAGAAAUAUUCAACAA
Molecule: messenger RNA, 747 nt
Organism: Xenia sp. Carnegie-2017
Lineage: Eukaryota; Metazoa; Cnidaria; Anthozoa; Malacalcyonacea; Xeniidae
Product: E3 ubiquitin-protein ligase PDZRN3-B-like
Exons: 1
Biological process (GO): protein K63-linked ubiquitination; tumor necrosis factor-mediated signaling pathway; positive regulation of JNK cascade
Cellular component (GO): plasma membrane signaling receptor complex
Source: RefSeq, a predicted model, not a curated record